This is a messenger RNA of Fundulus heteroclitus (mummichog), 17303 nucleotides long. RefSeq names its product midasin AAA ATPase 1 (gene mdn1). Gene Ontology annotation, biological process: ribosomal large subunit assembly; rRNA processing. The coding region runs from base 138 to 16709 and encodes 5523 amino acids. NCBI's taxonomy places the organism in Eukaryota, Metazoa, Chordata, Actinopteri, Cyprinodontiformes, Fundulidae. The record is from RefSeq and is a predicted model, not a curated record. Gene Ontology annotation, molecular function: ATP hydrolysis activity; ATP binding. Gene Ontology annotation, cellular component: nucleus; preribosome, large subunit precursor. The transcript is spliced from 102 exons.
CAGCGGCUGAACGUGUCGGUGUUGCUGGAGCUCGUGAUGAGCCUCGCUGCGGUCUAUAAAUUCGCGUCUAAACGUUUCAGCAGCUGCCCCUGAACAGAACCGGCUCGGUUCCGUUAGAGCUGGUUCGGGACCUUGUGAUGGAAAAUCUGGAAGUGAGCCUGUCAUCUCUCUCCAUCAUAUCCAGACAUGUGGACAAGAGUCACACCCAGAUCGGCCAGUAUCUGUCCAAGCAGAUAUGGAGCCAGCAGGACAGGCAGAGCAUUUUGGAGUGUUUGGCUCAGCUCCUCUUGGAGAAGGAUUAUACUCUGCUGAUUGCGCGUCACGUCCGGCCCCUGGUCCUCGAUCUGUUGGAGCGCAGCGCAGAGAGGGUCCAAGCUGGCGGCAGCAUCAACCAUGACCUUCAUGAGCGCCUGUGUGUGGCUCUCAGUAGACUCCUCGGCAUCAGUCCUGAUGCGCACGCGUUUGCCACAAGGUACUUCAGCAGUGCCCCACCGGUGUUCCAGAGGCUGUUUUUCACCAGCGAACAGGCCUCUGCUGUCCAGUACGGCCCCAGGAGAAUGAAGCUCCGUGACCUUAUGGCUGCCACCCUGCGUUUCCUCCAGAGUGACUGUGCCAAGUUUCGGAUGCUGUGGGACUGGAGUCCCUGUGUUUCACAGCUACUCACCAGUGAUGUCAUGGUUCGAGGGUCCACUGCCCAGUGUUUAGCACUGGUCUGCCACAUGACUGAUAAUCAGAAAGCCAUCUUCCUGAGAAAAGUGCUGUCAAAUGACGAAAUCCUGCACAUGAAGAUUAAAUCUUUCGAGGAAAGUCAGCAGAUGGAGGCCGAGAAAGCUCUGGUGUUAACCAAUCACAAGUCAGUGAUGUGGCAUCAGGAGGCAGCUCAUAGGUUCACCAUGGGCCAGGUGGUAUCAGAAGACCUGUCCAAAAGUGUUGUAGCAGUCUGUGGUGUAGUUCUGCCCAGGACUGUUCCCCGACAGGCUCAGCAGGCCGAGCCGACCAGUCUGGUGCUGGUGGAGUCAACCUGCCAGAACCUGAGAAGACUGGCUUUGGCUGUGGCUUCCCACAAAUCUGUGCUGCUCGAGGGUCCGAUUGGCUGUGGGAAAACUGUUUUGGUGGAGUUUAUGGCAGCCCUAACAGGUCAUACCAAAGCUGCAGACAUUCUCAAGGUCCAGCUAGGGGAUCAAACUGACAGCAAGAUGCUGCUUGGGAUGUACCGAUGUACUGAUAUACCAGGAAAGUUUGUGUGGCAGCCAGGAACCCUUACACAAGCUGUUUCUAAAGGCCUCUGGAUCCUUCUGGAAGACAUUGACCAUGCACCUUUGGAUGUGAUAUCUGUCCUCCUGCCUUUGAUGGAGAAUAAAAAGCUGAUGAUUCCAGGACGGGAAGAUUGCAUUGAUGUUGCUCCUGGAUUUCAGUUCUUUGCGACCCGAAGGAUGUACUACAGUGGAGGUAAUUGGCACAAACCACAGAACUCCCAUGCAGCAUUGCUAGACAAGUACUGGACCAAGCUGCAAAUGGGCAACAUGAGCCAAGCGGAACUGAAGAAGGUGCUAGUCCACAGGUUCCCCAUGCUGAUGGUGGUGUCGGACCGUCUGCUGGACAUCUACUGCCAGUUGACCGGUGAGAGACACUCUGAGCUGGACACCAGCACCAUGCAGACUGCCACAGAUGACCAGCAGGAUAAGCCCAAGGACAAAACCACAUCAUUGGAGGGGAGAGCUUUGUCAAUGAGAGACCUGCUGAAAUGGUGUGAGCGGAUCAGUGUGAACUUUGACAGCACUUCAUCUGCCACAGCACAACGUGUCUUUCUUGAGGCCCUGGACUGCUUCACAGCCAUGCUGUCCCUCCGUGCAAGCAGACUGCAGAUGGCUGAGAUCAUUGGAAGCAAGCUGAACAUCUCCAAGGAGAAGGCUCAGCACUUCUGCCAGCUGUAUCAGCCGGGCAUCUCGCUGACAGAGCUGCAGGCUACGGUGGGCAGAGCAACCCUGGCUCGAAAGCAGGCCGAGGCCGUGCAGCUGACCGUUAAAAACCGGAACCAGACGUUUGCUGCAACAAGACCCUCAGCCAUUCUGCUGGAACAACUGGCUGUGUGUGUGGCCAAGGGAGAGCCUGUCCUCCUGGUUGGAGAGACUGGAACAGGAAAGACCUCCACCGUACAACACCUAGCCGCAAUCACUGGACACAAGCUGCGUGUGGUGAACAUGAACCAGCAAAGUGAUACAGCUGACCUUCUAGGCGGCUACAAGCCAGUAGACCACCGGCAGAUCUUGCUGCCUCUGCGGGAGGCUUUUGAAGAACUGUUCUCCCAGACGUACUCAAGGAAGCAGAACCUGACUUUCCUGGGCCACGUGCAGACCUGCUUUCGGGAGAAGCGCUGGCAGGACCUGCUUCGACUCAUGGAUCAUGUCUGCAAGUCCACUCUGGGUACGCAGCUACAAGAAAAACCAGAAGAUUCCUCUCAAUUGGAGCAGUGGGAGGCACUUGCAUCAAAACUGAGUCAGACCCAGCAGCAGAUCCGAGCCUGUGAAACAGCCAUGGUGUUUGCUUUUGUGGAGGGCUCUUUAGCUCAGGCAGUGAAGAAGGGCCACUGGAUCCUGCUGGACGAGAUCAACCUGGCGGCAGCAGAGACCCUGGAAUGUCUAAGUGGGCUGCUGGAGAGCAGUGCUGGCUCUCUGGUGUUGCUCGAUCGUGGAGACACUGAGCCGCUGGUUCGCCACCCAGACUUCCGUCUCUUUGCAUGUAUGAACCCAGCUACUGAUGUUGGCAAAAGGAACCUUCCUCUUGGUCUGAGGAACAGAUUUACUGAGGUGUAUGUGCAUGAGCUGGAGAACGAGGGAGACCUGAGGAUUCUUGUCUCACACUACCUCAAAUGCUUGAACCCACAGAAAAGUGUCAUCAGUGGCAUCAUAAGUUUCUAUCUAGCAGCGCGGAAGGAGGCCUCGUCCCACCUGGUGGACGGGACCGGCCACAGGCCUCACUACAGCCUCCGCACUCUGUGCAGGGCUUUGAGCUAUGCAGCAGCCAACCCCUGCCACAGUGUCCAGCGCUCACUGUAUGAGGGCUUCUGUAUGAGCUUCCUGACGCAGCUCGACCGGAGCUCCCACCCUCUGGUCCAGAAACUGGUGUGUCAGCACGUUCUACUGGGGAACACCAAGUGUCUGAAACAACCAAUCCCAGCUCCACCAGGCCGGACCUGUGUGGAAAUAGAGGGCUACUGGGUGCCGCGAGGGGAAAUGGAACCAGCCCUGGAUCCCAGCUACAUCCUCAGUGCUUCCGUUAAACUCAACCUGCGGGACCUUGCCAGAGUGGUGUCUGCAGGGACACACCCAGUGCUGAUUCAGGGUGAGACGUCUGUCGGAAAAACCAGCCUCAUCCGCUGGCUGGCUUUGGCCACUGGGAACCAGUGUGUGCGCAUCAACAACCACGAGCACACGGACAUCCAGGAGUACAUCGGCUGCUACUCCUCAGAUGACAGGGGCAAGCUGGUGUUCAAAGAGGGCGUUCUGAUUGAUGCCAUGAGAAAAGGCUACUGGGUGAUCCUCGAUGAGCUGAACCUCGCCCCCACCGACGUCCUCGAGGCUCUGAACAGACUGCUGGAUGACAACAGGGAGCUGUUCGUAGCAGAGACCCAGGAAGUUAUCCAGGCUCAUCCUAGAUUCAUGCUCUUUGCUACCCAGAAUCCCCCAGGUUUCUACGGUGGCAGAAAGGUCCUCUCCAGGGCUUUCAGGAACCGAUUUGUGGAGCUGCACUUUGAUGAGCUGCCCAGUGGAGAACUUGAGACCAUCCUUCACCAGAGGUGUAGUUUACCUCCAUCCUACUGCACCAAGCUGGUCAGAGUCAUGCUGGACCUUCAGUCGUUGCGCAGAGGAUCGUCCGUAUUUGCUGGGAAACACGGCUUCAUCACUCUGAGAGAUCUGUUCCGCUGGGCGGAGCGCUACAGGCUGGAGGAGCAGAUGGCGGGCUCUCAGGACUGGCUGCAGCAUUUAGCGAAUGAUGGCUACAUGUUGCUGGCUGGACGAGUGAGGAAGCAGGAGGAGGAGGCCAUCAUCCUGGCCACCCUGCAGAAACACUUCAAACGGACAGUGAACCCCGACAACCUGUUCUCACAGAAACAGCUCACCAGUCAGUUCAGCCCCCUCAUCGACAGCGUUGCAGGAGUACCAGAAGAGUUCCGCCACGUUGUGUGGACCCACGGUUUGAGGAGGAUGGCUGUGCUGAUUGGCCGAGCUCUGCAAUUCGGGGAGUCUGUUCUGCUUGUAGGAGACACUGGAUGUGGAAAAACCACCAUAUGUCAGUUGUACGCCGCUCUGGCUGGACAGAAGUUCUUCUCCGUCAACUGUCAUUUGCACAUGGAGACAUCUGACUUCCUUGGAGGUCUGCGGCCGGUUAGAUACACCCACCAGACUGCUGGUGAGGAUGUCAGGCUCUUUGAGUGGAUUGAUGGACCUUUGGUGUUCGCUAUGAAGGAGGGAGGAGUGUUCCUCAUGGAUGAGAUCUCCCUCGCAGACGAUUCUGUGCUGGAAAGACUCAACAGUGUUCUGGAGACGGAGAAGUCUCUUGUGCUGGCAGAGAAGGGCAGUGGAGACAACGAUGAUGUGGAGCUGAUCAAAGCAGCUACUGGCUUCCGUCUAGUUGCCACCAUGAAUCCUGGUGGAGACUUUGGCAAGAAGGAGCUGUCUCCUGCCCUGAGGAACCGCUUCACCGAGAUUUGGUGUCCUCAGAGCAACAGCCGCAGUGACCUGGUUCAGAUCAUCCAACACAACCUGCGGGCCGGACUCUCACUUGACGGCGUGGACAUCGCAGAGCUGAUGCUGGACUUCAUUGAGUGGCUGACCCAGCAGGACUUCGGCAGGCGCUGCAUCCUGAGUGUUAGAGAUAUCCUCUCCUGGGUGAACUUCCUCAAUACUGUGUGUGAGAGAGACGAGGACAGCUUCAUGACCAUGAGAGUGCCUGAGGAAGAGGAAGAAGCGGAGUGGGACCUCAGACUGGAUGCUGUCACAGCUUUUGUCCAUGCUGCAUGUUUGGUUUAUAUCGAUGGCAUUGGCUCAGGGACUACAGUGUCCUGUGCAGACAGCGCCCUGUUUGCGCGUCGGAUGUGCCUCGGUUUCCUGCAGCAGAGGCUGAGUAAGAUGACCAAGCUAGAUGACGAGAUGUUGGAUGCUCUGAGAGUUUACGAUAGCUGCUUGCCACGGGAGCCUCAGUGGGGAGAGGACUUCUUUGGUAUCAGCCCCUUCUACAUCGCCACAGGGCCUGAAACGGAGAGCCGCACCCUGUCUGAGUACGCCAUCACAGCCGGCACCGCGGCAAUGAACGCCCAGCGGCUUCUACGAGCCCUCAAACUGCAGAGGCCUGUGCUGCUGGAGGGGUCCCCUGGGGUGGGAAAGACCAGCCUGGUGGCAGCACUGGCCAAAGCCUCUGGAAACCGUCUGAUCAGAAUCAACCUGUCCGAGCAAACGGAUGUCACUGACUUGUUUGGGACGGAUCUUCCUGUGGAGGGAGGGAAGGGAGGAGAGUUUGCAUGGCGAGAUGGCCCCCUGUUGGCUGCUUUGAAGGCUGGCCACUGGGUGGUCCUGGAUGAGCUCAACCUGGCCUCUCAGUCAGUGCUAGAGGGUCUGAACGCCUGCUUUGACCACAGAGCAGAGAUCUACAUCCCUGAGCUGGGCAUGAGCUUCCAGGUUCAGCACCAGAAGACCAAGAUCUUUGGCUGUCAGAACCCGUUCACCCAAGGCGGGGGACGCAAAGGAUUGCCCAAAUCCUUUCUCAACAGAUUUACUCAGGUUUUUGUGGACCAGCUGACCAGCAAAGACAUGGAGUUCAUUGGAAAUUCCAUCUUUCCCACCAUUGAUAAAGAAAUCAUUGGAAAAAUGGUUGAGUUCAAUAACCGGCUCGUCCAGGAGGUCUGUGUUGAGAGGCUGUGGGGGCAGAAAGGGAGCCCCUGGGAAUUUAACCUACGGGACAUAUUCCGCUGGUGUCAGCUGAUGCAGACCGAUCAAGCGCCAGGAUUUUUCGACCCAGGCCAGCAUGUAGCCUUGGUGUACGCUGACAGAAUGAGAACAGAGGCUGAUAAGACGAAGGUGCUGUCUGUGUUUAGGGAGGUGUUCGGGGAACACUACGAGCCUUACUGUGGCUCCAGGGAGUUUCACAUCACUCCUCUCAAUGUGCAGGUGGGCUUCUCCGUGCUGAAUCGCAGUGGUGGGGCCCCUGUGACUCUCGACCCCCUGCUCUCUAUCACACACCAGUGCCUGAAGCCCUUAGAGUCGUUGAUGAAGUGUGUGGAAAUGGGCUGGAUGACUAUAGUAGUUGGACCAACAACCAGUGGAAAGACGAGCCUGGUGAGACUGCUGGCCCUGCUGACAGGACACCGUCUCAGGGUCAUGGCCAUGAACAGUGCCAUGGACACCACUGAGCUCCUGGGAGGGUUUGAGCAGGUGGACAUCAUGCGUCCAUGGCAGCAAGUGUUGGAGUCAGUUGACUACACAGUUGCCAUGGUAAUAAGGCGCGGACUGAUGUCUCUUGAUGAUGGUACCCAGGACACAGAGUUUCUGCUGCAGACAUGGGGCGUGUUCUGUCAGUGGUUAAGGGAGAAAGGACUACAAAGACCAGGAGGAAGUGUAAACUCUGAGGCGCUGAACAAGUUGGAGGUCAUCAUCCUCCUCCUGCAGAAGCUAAACACCAAGCUUAAAGUGUUCACCGACAUGUCCAAGCUGCAGACGGAGUUCACUCUGCUGAAGGAGCGUCUGGCUCAGCUGGAGGAUGGCUGGACUAAUGGGGGCUUCGAGUGGUUGGAUGGGAUGCUGGUCCAAGCCCUGCAGGCUGGGGACUGGUUGCUUAUGGACAAUGUCAACUUCUGCAGCGCAUCUGUCUUAGAUCGCCUCAACGCCCUUCUUGAGCCAAAUGGAUCGCUUUCCAUCAACGAGCAUGGCAUGAUCGAUGGCAAGACUCCCAUAAUCACCCCACAUCCUAACUUCAGGCUGUUCCUCACCAUGGACCCCGGUCACGGGGAGCUGUCCAGAGCCAUGAGGAACAGAGGGGUGGAGGUUUACAUCCCAGGGGAACAUGAGGGAGUGUGCUGGGACACACUGGACCUAAAGGUUCUGCUCCACUCUGCUGGUGUGACAGGGGACUGUGUGUAUGAUCUACUGAUUGAAAUACAUAAAGGCAUCAGAUCUGCCAUCUGGGACUCGCCGGCCGGUUCUGUGGCGUCCCUUCUCCACGCGGGCUCCCUGCUGUCCUGCCAGCUGCAGAGAGGUGCAGAUCUGCGCGGUGCCCUGCGGCAGGCCUGUGCUGAGGCGUACUCAUUCUCUCAGCGCACUGCUGCCAAUCAGAAGCAAUCCCAGCAGGUGAUUGAGCAGCACUUGGCCUUCCAGGAUGCAGGGGAUUGGGGUAAUGGACUGCUGUGUGCCGGGGUCUGGCCUGACGCCUUCCCCUCAGCUCUUCUCACCACAGAAGACUCCUGCUUCUCCUCUGUUCUGAGAGACGGGCAGGUCCUCCUGUUCUGCCUCAACUCCCUUAGCCUGCAGGGAAAACGGAGUCGUCCAAUGAGACUGAGGGACCUGCAGCAGGCCUUGCAGAGCAGCGGAGUCCACGCGGACUGUGUGUUUUCUGGAGGAGUGGAGGACAUGGAGGAAGGAGACGCUCUCAGGCUCAUCCCCACAGCAGUGAGGCUGGUGACGGAGAGGGCAUCCCAUGGGGAUUGGAUCCUACGUGGCAGCUGGCUCUCCAACCUGGCGAAGAGCUACAAAUACCUACCUGACCCAGCGCUGGUCCAGGUGGAAGCGGGGAACCGAGCUCUGAAGGCCGUGUUUAGCAGUAACCUCGCUGUAAAGGGGAAGACGCUGGCAGAGCUGCUCCAGCCUCACAGCAAAGAUGAAUACAGGAUUCUGAUGGACAUGCGCUGGAACAAACAAUAUCUGGACAUUUUGACCAACAAGUGCAACUUUGAGGAUGAAGAGCGCUACAUGGAGUUUCUAGAGGCUCUGAAUGCAGUUGCAAACAGGAUCCUUCUGCUGAUGGAUCGGGAGGAGAAAGCCGUCACCUGCUCCUCCACCAUCAGCGCAGCUCCUCAAGAUACUGCUAUGAGAGUAGCCACAGCUUUCAGCAGAGGAACCAUAGAUAUCAGUCAGCUGCCUCACCCCAUGCUCAUGCACCUGCGGCCUUUCUUUGACCUGUGGGACGCCUACGUCCUGCAGGCCGUGCAGAGCGGACAGCCCUACAUCUCUGAUCACGUCAUGUUUGAGAUCCUGCAGCUGCUCCGCUGGCGCGAUCAUUUCUGGGACGUGAGCAUCAGGCUUCAAGCUGACUCUGGGGGCGUCUCUGUGCUGUCUCUGCACUGGCAGUGGGUUCAGAAGCACCUCAUCCUCCGCCUCCCUCAGCUGCUGAUGGGAGACACAGGCACAACUUUGGAAGGUCAGCAGGACUUACAGGCAGUCUCAGCAGCCAUUCAGAACAGUUUAUCCGCUCCCAUGUCUGUGGCUGCUGCUCUGAAAGGCAUCCAGCGAUCUCUGGGAAAAGCUCUGCCUUUCAAGCUGGAGUCUGUUGCUGAGUGUGCUUCUCGGCUCAGGCUCCUUAGUAAAGCUAUGGAUGUGAACGAGCUCAAGCUGGACAGCUCUAUUAGCUGCUUUAACCAGGAAAUUAUCCGAAUUCAGGGCGCUGGACUGUGGCUUGACAUCAAAGAAAGCCUCCUUGAAGCAUCGGGUCUGGUUCUGUCAGCAAACAACCAGCUGGACCCACAGAAGUCUGGGAUACUGGAGAAGCUGCUGCUGUGUGUGGAGCAGCAGCAGUGUCGCAUGACCGCCAAGGGACUCUCAGGGGUCAGAGCCACGCCUGAUGGAGAAGAAUCAGGCGCCGGAGUCCGCAUGAGCAGAGAGGAGCUGCUUCAGCUCAGGGGCAAGACUCAACUGUGGCCUCUGAUGGAGGGGCUGUCAGUUCUCAACCAACUGCGACUCAGCACAGAUCUGCUGCACCUGGCUCUGUCUCCAGGUGACCAUAGCGCUGAAGACUGCUUACGCCGGGAGCUCUCCAGACACCUUCGUUUCUGCCUUCAGUCAACGUCGAUGAAUGUGGGGCAGUUGCAGUGUCUGUGGUUCCUGCUGAGCAGUGACGGGCUGCCUGAGAAGCUGCCCUUGGUGUGGUGUGAACUGCUCUCGGAGGCCCUGGCAGCCCUUUGGACCUGCAGUGUGACAUCAGAUCCUAACCGCUGGCUCACAUGGGACCCCGUGAAUCCAGAGACCCAGCCGGGUCCGAAGCUGCAUCCCGGAGCAGAAAACGCGGGCCCAGCCUUGCUGAGUAAAGCAGUGUGGUCCCACUGCAUGCUGGGAGUGCUGAACAGUAGCGGGAGCGCUGGUCGGUGGGAGCCCAACGCCGAGGCCCUCCUCUCCUCAUCUCACGUCAGCCUUGGGGAGUGGAAGGAGAGGAUGCAGCAGCUGGAGGUCUUUUCCUCUGUACUGUGGGACAACAUGGCUUUCCCUUCUCUGGCACAUUUCAGGAGUACAAACCUUAGGCUGCAGGGUGCAGUCCUCCGUCGGCAGCUUCAGAGCAUGGCCGACCUACUGCCUCCCAACCUACAGGAGGGCUACAUGGAGAGCUGUGAGAGCCUGGUGGAGGACCCCCACCCUCUCAUUGCUACCCAGGAGAUCCAGACAGUCCUGAAGAACUUCCUGCCUCCGAACCUGCUGCCCGAAGGCCUGAUGGCAGCGUGCACAGCCUGUCUCCAACAGUUUGUCCAGAGCAAAGCUCAAGGUGGAGACUCGCUGGCACAGUGCGGAGCUUUUUGGGUCAGCAUGGGCCUCCUGCAGGUCCGGGUGUGGACGCCACAGACCAUCUUUGACCCAGCAGUAAAAAGGGCCUACAAAUUCAACUACGCUCAGCAGGAGCUGGCUCUGCUGCAGGACGAGUGGAAAGCUCGUAGUUUCUCGUCUAAGCUGAAGACCGGAGAGGAGCUGAAGGAAAGCAGCACCACUGAUGGCUUCCAGCAUCCCAGAAUCAGGUAUCUGUGGAUCCGCAUGCAGCAGGUGAAGGAGCAGAUAGCAGAGUUGUCCAGGAAGCAGGCCUUCCGCCCUCGGGAGCCCCAGUAUGGUCGGCUCUUCCAGGACCUGCAUCAUUACCUGGCCAGUAUCGGCCACACGUCGGCUAUUGAAGGCCUCUUGUCUCAGCUGCUAAAGGCCCUCCAGGACCCUUCAUCGUUCAGGUCCAAGGCAGCGAUCAAGGCUCUCCUGAGAGAGGAGGCCGUGUGGCAGAACUCCCAGCAGCGCUUCUGCCAGAAGCUGGUGAUGGACUAUCCUCUGUUCCCUGACCUGGUCGGCCCUGUCAGGACUGGACUUCUCCAGCUACAGCACGGCAUGAGGCUGGUGGCCUCCCAGGUGGCUGCCUCUUUGACUCCUGUGCCGGGUCUGCCCAAGCUUGUGUCCUGCUUACUGGCCUUCCCCUCCGUCUCUCCCUGUCUCCCGUCUGACCUGACUCGGGCAGAAUUUCUGUGCUCCAGGACCUGCAUGGAUGUUCUGCAGAGCCUCCUGAAACUUCUGCCCCAUCAGGACCCGGAUAAUGUGAUCCCCCAAUCCUCCACUCUGCUACUGAAUGCUCUGCUGUAUCUCCAGUGUUUCAGCUUGUCCACAGGAGAGCUGAGCGAGGAAGCAUGCAGCCUCUUCAGACACAUCUGUCAGGCUGUGGUGAAUGAGUGGGAUAACCAGGAGAAGCGGAAGCAGGAACAGGAGCAGAUGGAGGCCUCUCUGUACCGCAGCCGCAGCCAACUGCAUGGGUCCGGCCUGACCGAAGACGAGCAGGAGGAGAGGGAUUUCAGGCGCCAGUUCCCUCAGUUCAACAAGGACUUUGCAGAUCUGUUGUCCCAACCCAGUCUGGAGGGCCCAGCUGACACAGAACUGGAAUGUGAGGAAGACGACGCCCAUCAGGGGGCGGCAGAGACAGGCACGCUGUCUGUCUCUGCCAUGAACACAGUGGUCCAAGUACAUCAGCGCAUGUGUCUGGGUUACGCCCAAUCACUCUGGUACCAGAGCACACCACCAGCCAACCACAGCAAAGAACACAUCAAAGCCCUGAUCUCAUCCUAUCAGAUUGCAUCCCCUUUGAUGUCCCGCUUCUACCAUCUGAUGGAUUCAGAGCUGGAUCUGCAGCUGACAGGCUGCGGCCUGUUGCUCUCUGCCCUCCUCCAGAACACGGUGAAGGGCUCUGGGGGUUCUGAUGAGCUGGCCGUGUCACCAGAAGGACCUUAUGACUUCUAUCAGCAGCCUAACAUGAGUGAGGCUCGCCUCUGCCUCUCUGUCUUGGAACAACUACGUGAGGCAGUGAAGCAGAGGCUGGAGGAAUGGCCUGAGCACCCUUCUCUUGUCCAGCUCACCGUGGUCAUGGAGAGGAUCAUGUCUUUCAGCUUGGCCUGCCCUCUUGCAAAGUUCCUGAAUGGUCUGGAGAUUCUGCUCAGUAAAGCGCAGGACUGGGAGAACAACGCCAGCCGCUCCGUGUCUCUGCGGAAGGAGCUGGAGCCGGUCACCCAGCUCAUCAUCCAGUGGCGCAAACUGGAGCUGAAUUGCUGGUCGAGUAGUCUGGACAAUGCACUGCAGCGACACACUGAGAAAUCCACCAAACACUGGUUCUCCAUCUACCAGCUGGUGGAGCGAUACCUAGAACAACAGAGAACCGGGGCUAGCGCAGGAGAGCAGGCAGAGAGCCUCUCCCUGUCCUCCGUGUCCUCUACUCUUGAAGCCUUCAUGGAAAGCUCCACCCUGGGCGAGUUUCACACCCGUCUCAGAAUGCUGCUCAGCUUCCACUGCCACCUCCUGCUGGUCCCCAACCUGCCGGGACAAGAGUCUUUGCCCAGCCUGCUGUGGAACCUUCACAAGUACUACAGCCAGUUCUCCGAGGCUGUCCAGGGCAAGCUGGUCCAGCUCAGGCAGCCCAUUGAGAAGGAGCUUAAAGACUUUGUCAAGAUUUCCAAGUGGAAUGAUGUCAGCUACUGGUCCAUCAAACAGUCGGUGGAGAAGACCCAACGCACGCUCUUCAAGUUUGUAAAGAAGUUUGAAGCAGCUCUUGCUAGCCCCAGCCUUGCUGCGCUGGUGGAACAAGGGAGCGGCGCAAACACGGACUCUGUGGUCGCUGGCUCAGGGGACGGCUCCAUCCAACGGUUCCAUCAGGUGCUGAAGGGCGCCAUGCCUGGCCAGGGCAGAGAUCUGCAGAGUGAGGACCUCGAGGAAGGAGCUGGAUCCUCUUCUUUACAGGCCCGGCUGCCUGUUUUGUUCCGGAGGAUGAAGAAGAUGUGCAUCCAGCUGCUGAAGAAGAACUCAGUGCCUGAACUGGCCGAAGAUCUGGACCAUUUCACCAGCGAGAUCCUCAGCAACCUGCGAGAGCUGCAGAGCCUCGGCGUCAACACGGCAGCAACAAAAGAAAAGCAGAGGGCAGAGGUCAAACACAUCCUUCAGCAGAAGCAGAGAGCGCUCUCUGACCUGUUCAAAACGCUCUCUGAAAUAGGUCUGUCGUACCGGAAAGGCCUGACGUGGAACAGGACGGCAGGCCCAGAAAGCACCCUUUGCAUGCAGCCACUGGAGAUGAGCACCGCGCUUUCCACCGUGAAGAACCAGCAGAAGCUUGAGCGCCUGUUGUUUCCAGAGUUGAUGGCAGCCUGGGAAGGAUGUCAGAAAUACUUUUAUCGUUCCUGGGCCAGGAGAACAGCCCUGCUGACGGCUCUCCAACAUGCCACUAAGGAGCUCGGUGUUGGGAACAUAGACCGCUGCAGAGGUUUUUCCUCUCACCUGUUUAAGCUGCUGCUCAGACAGAGGCAUCGGCUGGCCGAGCUGACUGAACAGUGGGUCUCCCUCAGGAAGCUAACAAACAACGUCCAGGACAUUAAAGCUCACCUCCAGACUCCCGGUGGGGGUGCGACCUGCGCCCUGCCCCCCCAGGACUCUCUGCAGGACUGGUUCAGAAGGGGCCAGGUGCUGGCAGCUCAGUGUGCCGCCCUUCUGCAGCAGCUGUCCUGGCUGCUGCAGUGUUGUCCUGAGGACCCCCAGGACAAGGAGCAGACGAGUGGCAGCAGCAGGCACCACACCUUGGUGUGCCCUUCCCCUCUGGCCAUUCAGCAGCAACCCGCUGGUUGCCUGUUGAAAAGAGGAGACCCCGAAUGGUGUCACCUCCACCAGCGAAUCGUUGCGAUACUAAAGGAUGCCCAGAGUCUGAAGGAGAAGCUGGGCUCUCUGGCACAACGGGGCUCAGACGGACUUCUCUGCACAUGGAGCAGUUUUACCACAUGCUGUAGUGCCAUGGAGCAGCUGGCUGGUGUGGCAGCCCACGUGUCCAGCAUAGAGCGGCUGUUCUCCCCGGUCAUCAGUGUGGGCAGAGCAAACAGCGAGCCGGCCGUAACACAGAGCCUGCAGUAUGUCCGAGGGCAGGUGGAGACGUGCCUUACAGAGUUUGCCUCCUGGAAGAGCCAGCUGCCCCCCCUGGGCCAGCAGCCCACAGGUCAACAGUCGGCCUUCUGCACCGACUUCUCCGCUCAGCUCGAGGCGAACAUUGGUGCGGUGCUGUGUGCAGUCCAGAAAAUCGUGAAGAGAAGGGAGAGAGAGCAGCAAGGAGAGAAAGGCGGAGAUUCAAAGAAAGAUGAAGCUGAGGAGGGCGACGAGGAGCCUGUGGAGGAUCUGCUGAAGCCUGGUCACCUGACCCGGCUCCUGGACCAGGAGCUAGAAGCUGAGGUGGAGGCUCUGUCUGUGGCUAACGUGAAUGCUGGCGUGAGCCGGCUGCUGAGCUGUCUGAGGAGCCACAGAGACUCCUGUCAGCCGCUACAGCUUCAGGAUGUGAGCAGUGCCUGCAGGAUGCUGGUCCGCUUUCAACCUCUGCUGGGAAUUUACUCUGACCUGGUGCGGUACUACCUGUCUGUGUCAGUCGGAGUCCACAGAAGCACAGGCAAACUGCUCUGUGUCCUGUCCAGCAUCUUCACCGAGCUCGCCCAGAAGGGUUUCUGCCUGCCUCAGGAGCUGAUGGCUGAUGGCGAUGGAGAGGGUGCCACAGAGUUUCAUGACUACGAGGGCGGUGGGAUUGGAGAGGGAGAUGGCGCCAAAGAUGUCAGCGAGAAAAUUGAGAAUGAAGAUCAGGUGGAGGACACCUUCCAGGAGGGUACAGAAAAAGAAGAGGAGCAGGAUAAAGAAAACAUUAAGUCUGAAGACAACGCCAUUGAAAUGUCCGAAGACUUUGAAGGACGAGUACAGGAUGGGGAUGAGAAUGAAGCUGGAGGAGAGGAGGAGUCCGACGAAGAGAAUAAAGAGGAGCUUGACAAAAAGAUGGGAGACCUGGGAGAAGGUCAGAUAGACACUUUGGAUGAGAGAAUGUGGGGAGAUGAUGAUGAUGAUGAACAAGGAAGUGACAAGGAAGAGGAGUCUGGAGAGGGCAUGGACCAGGGGGACUCAGAACUGGUUGCCAAAGAGGACAACUUGGAUGCAGCAGAGUCCAACAGAGAGAAGAAGAGCCAGGACAAGGACGAGCAGACCCGUGAAGAGGAUAUGGAGAAGAUCCAUGAACAAGGAGAUGAGAGAGAGUUUGAUGAGAACGAGGUGGACCCCUACCACGGUCAGCAGGAUAAGACCCCAGAACCUGAGGCCAUGGAGCUACCCGAGGACCUGAACCUGGACCGGGAUGAAGAGGCUGGAGAAGAGGAGUGUCAGGGUGACGAUGAGAACCCAUUAGACAUCUCUGACAAAGCCAUGGAGCAGGAGGUGAACGAAGAAGAAGAAGAGCCGAGAGAUGGUGAGGAAGACGGGCCAGGAGAGACUGAGAUGGAGGAGAACCUGAGAGAUGAUGAAAAUAAUCAGGAAACAAAAGCUGACGAAGAGGAUAAGGAAGGAGAAGAGAAAACAGAAGGGGAGGAAGAGGUGGCCAACGAAGAUGAAGAAAAGGAGGAGAAGGACAAUAUAGAAGGGCAGGAAGGAAAAGAGGAUUUGACUAUACCAAAUGACAGCGGAGAUAAACCAAAGCAGGAGGAGGGACCUGAGGACGAACAAAAUGAGCAGCCCAGCUCUGCUGAGAGGAAGGAGCACAGUGCAGAUGGCCAGACCGGAGAGGAAAACAUUCAGAGUGACACAGCGGUGGAACUGGCAGGUGCUGCUUCAGAGAAGGAUCAGGCUAAAGAGGAGCAUGGCAGUGGAGCAGCUGAUGCCAGCCAAUCAGAAGGCCACCAGUCAAAGCUGACAGCGAGGAUGGCCUCGCAGGCACAGACUCGGAGCAAGACUCAGAGCUUUAAGAGGAAACCUGGCCAAGCGGAUAACGAGCGGUCAACGGGGGACUACAACGAGCGCAUCAACAAGCGCCUGCGGACGGUGGAAAGCAGCCAGGAGUGCAGUGAGAGCAGGCAGACUGAAGGCCAGCCGGUGUCUGAGCUCUAUGAACAUAUCAAAGAUGGAGAUACGGCCUACGACGCUCAGACUUAUGAUGUUGCCAGUGCAGAACAACAAAAAGCAGCCGGACCUCCAAAGAAUCAGAACGAGGAUGAAAAUGAUGAUGUUGCCAUGGAAACAGAGGACCAGGUGGAACAGCUCCUGUCUGUCACAGUAGAAGAGCUGAAGCCCGACCAGCUGGACUCUUCCAAGUCUUACCAGAAAGGUGUAGAAAGCGGAGACAUUGAGGCGCAGAUGCAGGACGAGCAAGAUGAGAGGCUUAAGGACCAACAACAGCCCAGAGAGGAAGAGCGAGCUCCCAGAAGCUCUCAGUCAACCAUUCAUACCGUUCCUGCUUUCCUGCUCAACACUCUGCAGAAACCAGAGCGAGACCCAGAGGAACUGAGGAAGGAGAUGGAGCUCCAGCUGGAGGCCUGGAGAAAGCUGGCUUCAGGCAUUCAGGAGGAGGAGGCCGCUGCAGCUUCUAUGUGGCUCCAGUACCAGGCUCUGACCUCGGCUCUCUCCCAGCAGCUUUGCGAGCAGCUCCGCCUCAUCCUGGAGCCCACACAGGCCGCCAAGCUCAAAGGGGAUUACCGCACAGGGAAGCGUCUGAACAUGAGAAAGGUGAUCCCUUACAUCGCCAGCCAGUUCCGAAAGGACAAGAUCUGGCUGAGAAGGACCAAAGCCAGCAAGAGAGAGUACCAGAUCUGUCUGGCAGUGGAUGACUCCUCCAGCAUGGUGGACAACCACUCCAAGCAGCUGGCCUUUGAGUCGCUGUCGGUGAUCAUCAACGCUCUGACGCUGCUGGAGGUUGGACAGGUGUCGGUGUGCAGCUUUGGAGAGCAGAUGCAGCUCCUGCAUCCCUUCCAGCAGCAGUUUAACGACGAGUCGGGGGCUCGCAUCCUCCGCCUCUGUCAGUUCCAGCAGAAGAAGACCAGAAUCGCCCAGUUUUUGGAGACGUCCACAAAAAUGUUUCUCUCAGCACGCCAGCAGAUUCCAGGCUCCAUUAACUCAGAGACGGCCCAGCUGCUGCUCAUCGUGUCUGAUGGCAGGGGACUGUUCCUGGAGGGCAAGGAGCGAGUGGUGGCAGCUGUGCAGGCGGCACGCUCUGCAAACAUAUUUGUGAUCUUUGUGGUGCUAGACAACCCCAACACCCGGGACUCCAUCCUGGACAUCAAGGUGCCCAUUUUCAAAGGACCAGGAGAGAUGCCAGAGAUCCGCUCCUACAUGGAGGAGUUCCCCUUCCCCUUCUACGUCAUUCUGCGAGACGUCAACACCUUACCAGAGACCCUAAGCGACGCACUCCGCCAGUGGUUCGAGCUCAUUACAACCGCUGACCAGUAGGCGGGCGAGAAGCUUUGACACUGGGAGGAAAGAACAAGCAGCGGCCAGCUGCUGAAAUCUGCUGCUGCAACAGGACAGACUUAGAAAGCAUAGUCUGCAUGUGCCUUGAAAACAUAAUUUCUCCUUGCCAGAUAGCAGUGUUUUGUCUAAUUGGAGGAUUGGCUUUAUUUUGGAAUCUGACAGGAAACAUUUGCAGCAAAGACUAAACUUUUGUGAAGGCUGCUCUUGUUCUUCGUGUUCUCUGUAGUGCAGAGCUGCCGUCAGUGUCUACCACCUUCCCUGGACCACAGGGUGUACCAGACGUUCAGAGGAACUGAUAAUGUGCCUUGGAGACCACAGCAGCCUGAGAGCAGCAGCAGUAUUUUUACCCCUUACUUUUCAGUGCAUGUGCAAGACAGGCAUCAUGAUGACAAAUGUGAGGAAUUUCUAAUGUGAACAGAAAUAUUUGCCAGUUCUGCUGUAUUUACCUACUACUGGGGAGUAUAUAAAGAGUUGGCCACUUACAUCACUCUAACCUGGCAGAGGUGUUGAUAGGUCCUUAUUUUACUAUCAUUUUUAAUCAAUGGUAAUAAAGUUUUAUGGCUGAAACUUGAA